GCAACAAGAGCAGGUGACUUGAGUUCUUGGAAAGUUCCUGGAAAGCAACGCAAGUGGCCACCGCCGCCUUUUUUCGGAGGCCGGGAGCUGCUGGCUUCGUCCAUCCAGAAGCAGUUGAGAUUCCUCUCUUGACUAUAUUAACACGCUACAGAAAUGAAGCGAACUUCGCCUGGUACCAUCCUAAGCUGCAAAACACGCGCACAUCCAUACGUUGCAUCCUUUGUAUUUAUCAACGAUGCUUCCCAUCAAAUACAAUUCAUUUGUUUGUCACCCAUUCCGUGGAGACAUCCAAAUGCACAGCCUGUAUUUAUUUGGAGGGGUGGGAAGAGACAGAGAAAAAGAAGUUCAAUGGGAAGAGUUGGGGCCCCGUAUGCGCGCGUUGAGAUUUUAAUACGUUCAGUGAUGCUCUAAAAGAGGGGUCCUGAGCUUCCAUUCGAGCUGUUUUCUGAGGGAAGACUCAGGUCUGCUCCUCAUCGCCACGUGACUUCCCCUCACUUUAAAUUCACUGUCUUUUGUUUUCGUUGUUUUCUUUUAUACGAAAUGAGGCCGCGUUCGCCAUGGCUGGUAGAUGCGGCUCGUAAAAUUUUCACCUUCUUGUCCUGACCAGGGAACUGGCCAUUGAGAGAAGCCCCGAAAGGAAAACGGACUGUUGUUGUGCGCUGUAAGUUCAUUCUGUGCCAGGCGUCACCAGGGCUUCGGUGGGUGAAGAGGGGUGUUAGAAAUGAAGCAGCCCUUUCUGUUCAAAGAGUUAAAUUAAUUCCAAGAAUCAGGGACGAACAAAAGAUCUCCCCCAACCCCCACACACUUAUACACACAAAUACACACCCUAUUUUCGUUUUCUUUUGUGCGCGCCCCGCUGUGCCUCAACUCUGUCACGAUCGAGAGGGUUGAAUCAGGCCGAAUCGAUUCACUGAGUGACCGGCUGCUGUUCGUGGAGUUACUCGGGGUGACCAAGCUUGUUCGCGGGCACGGCACGAUGUUUGGAAGCCGGUGAACCGGCUCGCACAACAGAAAACGCUCCGAUUAACGAAAAGAUUCAGAGCGCUGGGAACAAAGCCUUUAUUUUUCUGGCCGAUGUAGACGUUUCGAUUGAAGUGCGAUCAGCAGUCAUUUGAAUUUAUCACCUCUAUGAUCUGCCAGGAGAAAGCAGCAACCCCGCUGUCCUCCGGCAGUUCGUCUCAGGACCCCCUUGACCUCCGGGAAGGACAUUCUGAUUUGUUCCGUAUCUCCUGCACCAUGAGUCAUUUGGAGCUUACAGGCUGGUAUUGGGGAGCACUUACCUCAGUUGAAGCACGACAGAUUCUGAACCAAACCACGGAAGGCACAUUUCUAAUCCGGGAUAGCUCUAACCCAGAAUAUCUUCUUACACUUUCGGUCAAAACAAGCUCAGGACCUGCACACCUUCGUAUUGAAUACAACGAGGGAAAGUUUGGCUUUGAUUCAGUGGUUUUGGCAAAACCAAAGCUCAAGAAUUUUGAAGACGUGGUUGAUCUUAUCCAGCAUUAUGUCUUGUUGUCUAAAAGUGCCCAAGCCACAAAUGACCAGUCACUUGCACCAGUGACUAAAGAUACAGUGAUUCACCUGAAACUGACCAAGCCCUUGUACAUUGCAACACCUUCAUUGCAACAUCUAUGUAGAAUUAUAAUCAAUAAAAGUACUAAGGCAAUCCAAGAACUUCCCUUACCUGCUAGAUUAAAGAAAUAUUUAUUAGAAUACCCUUUCCAUUUGUAACUCAUAAAGAGAUAAUCAUUCCUAAAGUGUGUGGGAGAGAAAAUGUCAACAAUAAAUGACAGUGGGACUUGUGACAUGGAGGAAAUAUUCAACUGUUUCAUGUUAAUGACUUAACGAGAUUUGGUGCUCUAUUGCAACACACCUAAUAGAUAAGGAAUUAAGCUGUCCAUCGUUUUCAUGUUCGGUUUAAUUUAAUGUACGCACAAAUUUUACAGUUUCUUAGUAAAAGCAAUCCAUUUAGUUUUCACGGUAAUUAUGGUAAAUUUUUGAUUUUUGUUCAUUAUUUCUUUUGACAGCUGUGGCUUGAUAUGAUAUACUGUACAUUUUAUACAACAUGCAUUCUCGAAAUGUGGUAUUUGAAGAAUAGCUUGGUUUGUGGUGAUUCUUGUGCCUUGGCUGGCUGAGGAUGGAAGGAAUCAAAAGAUAAAAUCCUGUAUUGCCAGUGAAAUAUUCCAGAGACAGUGUUGUGGAGAGCAUCGUUAGCAAAUUUCGUUGUGCCCCUAGCUUUUAGCUCAACUGCCAGCAUGUACUAUUGAGAAUAAAAGAAUUGCUGAAUUAGUCAUUUAGACUGAAUAAGAGCACUGCUUCCUUGUGCUCCCCAGAGUGACCCUUACAUACCCCAUGUGGACAAACUGAGGGUUUUCUACCAAACAGAUUGGUACAUGAGGCGAUUUGGUUCUCACUGAGUGUUGCAGGAAAUGUUAGCCAAUAUUUGAUAUCACUACCUGCAGUAUAAUGAAUUAUAGAGAACUUGUACUAUCAGCAUUUUCCCACUUAAGUUGAAAUAUUAGACAAAAGAUUAUAUGGCAUGCCAACUGCCUAAAAUUAACCUGCAGAAAAGGCAAAACUUCAUAAUGGUUGAGAAUGUCAUAUGUAAUGUGAUUUGAAAAUUACUGGUAAAUUAAUCAAAACAAUUGAGCACAAAAAUACUUGUGCAUUAAACUGUUCCUGAAAAUUAGUCUAUCUAAAGCAAAUUGAUCUAGAGUUGGUGUUUGUAAUGAUGAUAGAACUGCCAGCAUUGACCAUCAUGACAGGCAACAACUUCAGGCAUCUGUACAUGCUCAGCUAAGUACAAAUAGCCAGUAGUUGCUGUCAAUCAUAUCCUGCACCCUGAAUUUAUACACAGUUGCAGUCUCUGCAGAUGCAGUCAAAGCAGUCAGUGAUUUGGCAUGAGCAUGAACUUCUUAUGCACUAUUCUUGCUGGAAAAAUUCUGAAAAUGUUAACAGUAUGAUUUUUAACAACAUGGAAAAUCAUAAUUAGUGCUGAACAAUAUCUCUAGCCCUGAUAAUCUAAUUUCAUAUGUGGAGUGUAAUUCUCAGCAUUUCUUGAUUAAAACUUCCACAGGUUUUUAAUGUUUAAAAAAUUUAUUUCCCCAGCUUUUAUCUUAGUCCUAUGUCCAAUCUUUCAUUUGCUCUUCCUGCAGUGAUUAGAAUGCAAAUACCAAGCCUUGCAUUUUACUUCUGCUUUACUGUCUGUACGAAUUUGUCAAGUUAGUCAACUGAUCAGUCAGCUUCUUGUCUUCACUUUCCCCUGACACUCUAGAUGGCACAUUUCCAUCUGUUUAAGAAGCCAAUGCCAUAGAGUGCAGUAUUUCCUUUGUGGCUGCUUUACUUCAUGUCAGUGGUGACCUCCGUCCCGUCACUACCACUGGCUGCAAAAUCUGGGCCAUGGCAUUGCAUUGCGAAAUUGGAAUGAUGUCAGGAGCGAACUGAUGCACCAUGCAGCUGCUUUUCUACUAUAAUGUAUGAUGCCAGUAAUGCACUGGUAUCUGUAGAGUAGAGAAGCAGCUGCCUAAUUGGCUUGCUGAUGCCUAAGAAUUAAUAGAACAGGAAAGGUCACCCAGCCUGUAAAGCUUGUUCUAUCUUUGGCUAUGUAUGACACACAAACAGUAGUAUACUGUGAUCCAUUUCUAGAACUGUAGUCCCACCUGUCACUGACUUGCUCAAAUCUUAAUCUUCCAUUCUGCAAUAAAAACAUCUAUUAUACCUA
Molecule: messenger RNA, 3721 nt
Organism: Stegostoma tigrinum
Lineage: Eukaryota; Metazoa; Chordata; Chondrichthyes; Orectolobiformes; Stegostomatidae
Product: suppressor of cytokine signaling 2-like
Exons: 3
Coding region: 1129-1731 (200 amino acids)
Biological process (GO): intracellular signal transduction; phosphatidylinositol phosphate biosynthetic process
Cellular component (GO): phosphatidylinositol 3-kinase complex
Molecular function (GO): 1-phosphatidylinositol-3-kinase regulator activity
Source: RefSeq, a predicted model, not a curated record